AUGACUGAAACAACUAGGAAAAUUGUCGUUGUUGGAGAUGGAAUGGUUGGAAAAACUGCUUUGUUGUCAGCAUUUGUUAAUGGUGCAUUUCAGGAUUGUUAUAUCCCAACUGUAUUUGAAACAGCAGCUAAAGAAAUUGAACUAUCCGACGGACGUCAUUUAACUCUAGGUUUAUGGGAUACAGGAGGUCAAGAGGAAUUCGAUCAAAUCCGACAACUUGCUUAUCCUGGUGCCAGUUUGAUUCUUCUAUGUUAUGCUGUGGACUGUCCUACAAGUUUGGAAAAUAUUGUACACACAUGGCUUGACGAAGUGAAAUGUUACUGCCCUCAGAUACCACUUAUAUUAGUUGGAUGUAAAGCUGAUAAACGUGUCGUUAUUACAUCACGUAAAGCUAAUCACUUGUCUAUGAAUGCCUCACAAACCACACUUAUUGAUCCCAGUGAUGCAGACAAGGUCUGUAAACAGAUCGGUGCACAAAUUGUUAUUGAAUGUUCCGCUUUGACAAGAUCUAAUGUGAAUUCCAUAUUUGAAUUAGCCGCUCGUAUUAUAUUAGAUGCAGAGAAAGAAACUAUGAGAUCAUCGAAAUUUUGCAAUAUUCUACCGAUCCAUAGGAAAAAGUCAGUUUCAAACGGUACAGUAACCGGUAAAUCAGUCAUCACACGUCGAAGCUCUGAACUGAAACGACGCAUAUCUAGUUCAAAUUACUUUUGUUUCUUAAGGAGACAAUGA
Messenger RNA from Heterobilharzia americana, 729 nucleotides. The record is from the annotation of a GenBank genome assembly. Lineage: Eukaryota; Metazoa; Platyhelminthes; Trematoda; Strigeidida; Schistosomatidae.